UUCUGUGUGCUUGCAACAUUCCUAAAAGCAGCCUGUGAAAUGACACCGUUACAAUUCAAAGAUUCUUUUUGGGGCCCAGAAUUCACCAGUAACACCGGAUAUGAGACUCUUAUCCAGAGGCUAUGUGAUGGACGACGAGCUUGCAAAGAUAUGGAGGAGCUCUUAAGAAUGAGAGCGAUGGCAGAGGAACGGUACGGCAAGGAAUUGAUUACUAUUGCACGCAAGACAGGAGGGCAAAGUGAAAUUGGCACUUUGAAGGCAUCAUUUGACCAGCUAAAAGCCCAAAUGGAGGACAUCGGAAAUUUGCACAUUCAGCUCUCGGGGAUGUUACGAGAAGAGGCGAAACGAAUGGAGCAGUUCAGAGAACGACAAAAGGAGCAGCGAAAAAAGUUUGAAGGGGUUAUGGAAAAGGUUCAGAAGACCAAAGUGUCAUUAUAUAAGAAAACCAUGGAGUCUAAAAGGACGUAUGAGCAGAGGUGUAAAGAGGCUGAUGAAGCUGAACUGGCUGCUGAGAAGCUCAACAGUACAUCCACUGUCACCCCCAAACAAUCUGAAAAGACACAAAACAAAGCAAAACAGUGCAGGGACGCAGUAACAGAUGCAGAGAAACAGUACAUGUCAAACAUAGAGCAGCUGGAUAAGAUUUGUCAGGAAUGGGAGACCACGCACGAGUGCACGUGUGAGGUUUUCCAGCAGCAGGAAGAUGAUCGCAUUAACAUUUUGAGAAAUGCUAUUUGGGUCCAUUGUAACCACUUUUCCAUGCAAUGCGUCAAAGAUGAUGAGUGUUAUGAGGAGGUGAGGAAAGUGCUAGAAAUGUGUGACAUCACGGAAGACAUCAACACUUUCAUCAAGACGAAAAGCACUGGCACCACUCGUGCAGUGCCCAUUGUGUUUGAAAACUAUUAUGAUAGACAACCAACAACGGACAGCAAUGGCAUCGCACGCUUUGGAGGAGGCGUGAUGAAGAGGUUUUCAAAUCUCUUGCAAGGCAACUGUGCUGUUGGCUCUAGGACUAAUAAUGAAUGUGUUCAGCCAUCAGCACCUCCAUCAGCGGACAUCUCAGAUGGAGUGUAUGCCUCCAUUCCUGGAUUUCCAAAAGCAACUUCAGACAGUGUUGGCUCUCAAAGCGGCACAUACCAGGCUCAGUAUGACUAUGUCGCUCAGGGCGCUGAUGAGCUCUCCAUCUCUGUGGGGGAAGUGCUGCUCGUGGUGGAACAGGGAGGAGACGGCUGGUGGAUGGUGGAGAGGGACGGCCAGACUGGGCUGGUGCCAGGCUCCUAUUUAGCCAAGAUAUGAAUCAAGAGUCUAGCGCACACUGGAAAGGCUCUCCAUGUCCUUAAACGCCCUCGAAUAGCAGAGUUAUUAAGGGCACUCCCUAUAUAAGUGUCUCAGAGGAGGAUUUCUGUUUGCUAAAUGCAUUUAAGCAGUAGCACAUCCGUACUGAAAAUCUGUAUGGAACAUAGAAACGGAUUAAUAUGUAUAUUAAAAACUGAUAAUUAUACGUGACUAUCAUUAUUGUCGAGAUAGAGAUUUAUAUUUAUUAUAAAAAUUAUUUAUUGUGAAUGAAAAACAUAAGCAUGUACAACACAAUGAGUAGCCACUACAGACUUGCCGUGAUUUAGUUCAUGCGAAGACGAUGACAAUGUAGAUAUUUAAACAGAAUUCAAAAUUUCAUCUGUUUACUUUUUGGAAAGUUAAUCAAUGAAACAAAAGUGAGGUCAUCUACAAUUUUAAAUUAUCAUCAUCUAUAUCAUCUAUAAUAGAGCUCUAGGUUCAGCAUUUUGCAUUUAUCACUUGGACUGCAUAAAAUAAAAGCUGUGUAAUGAUCAUUGCAUCAUGUUGGCGUUGACUGAAUGUAAGUUGGGUAAUGGUUUGAACACUGUGGCUGUAAUACUUUUUGACUCAGGUGGUUGGUUGAGAGAAACUAACCUGGGACAAACAUUUUAAAGUUUAAACAGAACGAUCGGCUUUGUCUUGUCCUCACGUAUCAAGUUUCCAAAAGGCCAAGGGAACAAUUCACAAACUUUUUCAAAUAUUUCUCAGUCACGGUAUUCAACUUACCAUAUG
Molecule: messenger RNA, 2067 nt
Organism: Sinocyclocheilus rhinocerous
Lineage: Eukaryota; Metazoa; Chordata; Actinopteri; Cypriniformes; Cyprinidae
Product: proline-serine-threonine phosphatase-interacting protein 1-like
Exons: 15
Coding region: 40-1296 (418 amino acids)
Biological process (GO): actin filament polymerization
Cellular component (GO): cytoplasm; actin filament; plasma membrane
Molecular function (GO): actin filament binding
Source: RefSeq, a predicted model, not a curated record